This is a messenger RNA of Camelus dromedarius (Arabian camel), 4372 nucleotides long. RefSeq names its product adaptor related protein complex 3 subunit mu 2 (gene AP3M2). Gene Ontology annotation, biological process: endocytosis; intracellular protein transport. Gene Ontology annotation, cellular component: clathrin adaptor complex; cytoplasmic vesicle. The record is from RefSeq and is a predicted model, not a curated record. The transcript is spliced from 9 exons. Lineage: Eukaryota; Metazoa; Chordata; Mammalia; Artiodactyla; Camelidae. The coding region runs from base 122 to 1378 and encodes 418 amino acids.
GGGGCCUGUCCUCGCGGCCGAAAGGUGGGCGCUGCGAAGAGCAAGACGGAGUUGAAAAUUUGGAGAGUCCUGAGGCUUUCGGACCGAAAAAGACUCUCCUCUCUCACUGACGGUCUCCAUCAUGAUUCAUAGCCUUUUCUUGAUCAACUCCUCCGGAGAUAUUUUCCUAGAGAAACACUGGAAAAGUGUGGUCAGCCGUUCUGUUUGUGAUUACUUUUUCGAGGCGCAGGAGCGAGCGACGGAGGCGGAAAACGUCCCACCUGUCAUCCCCACUCCUCAUCACUAUCUCUUAAGUGUGUACCGGCACAAGAUCUUCUUUGUGGCUGUGGUCCAGACGGAGGUCCCGCCCCUCUUCGUGAUUGAGUUUCUCCACCGAGUGGUGGACACCUUUCAGGAUUAUUUUGGAGUCUGUUCGGAGCCAGUGAUAAAAGACAAUGUGGUGGUGGUUUAUGAGGUACUGGAAGAAAUGCUUGACAAUGGAUUUCCAUUGGCUACGGAGUCGAACAUCCUCAAGGAACUGAUAAAGCCUCCCACUAUCCUUCGCACCGUUGUCAACACCAUCACAGGAAGCACCAACGUGGGGGACCAGCUUCCCACUGGGCAGCUGUCGGUGGUGCCUUGGCGACGGACCGGGGUGAAAUACACCAACAACGAGGCCUAUUUUGAUGUGAUUGAAGAGAUUGAUGCCAUCAUUGAUAAGUCAGGUUCCACUAUCACCGCGGAGAUCCAGGGGGUGAUUGAUGCCUGCGUCAAGCUGACCGGGAUGCCCGACCUGACGCUCUCCUUCAUGAACCCCAGGCUGCUGGACGACGUCAGCUUCCAUCCCUGUGUCCGCUUCAAGCGCUGGGAGUCCGAGCGCAUCCUCUCCUUCAUCCCGCCGGACGGGAACUUCCGCCUGCUCUCCUACCACGUCAGCGCCCAGAAUCUGGUGGCAAUUCCAGUGUAUGUCAAACACAGCAUCAGUUUCCGGGACAGUAGUUCCCUGGGACGCUUUGAAAUAACGGUGGGCCCUAAGCAGACCAUGGGGAAGACCAUAGAGGGCGUGACUGUCACCAGCCAGAUGCCCAAAGGGGUCCUGAACAUGAGCCUCACUCCGUCUCAGGGGACACACACGUUUGACCCUGUCACCAAGAUGCUGUCUUGGGAUGUAGGAAAAAUCAAUCCCCAAAAGCUACCAAGUUUGAAGGGGACCAUGAGUCUUCAGGCCGGAGCUUCCAAACCAGACGAGAACCCCACAAUUAACCUGCAGUUUAAGAUCCAGCAGUUGGCCAUUUCCGGACUCAAAGUGAAUCGUCUGGAUAUGUAUGGAGAAAAGUACAAACCCUUUAAGGGCAUAAAGUACAUGACCAAAGCCGGAAAGUUCCAAGUCCGAACCUGAAGGCAGAGUUUGGCCGAGGAAACAGUCAUGAACACUUUUUCAUUUCUUCCUUGUCUAAAAGCAAAAGCAAUCAGCUCGUCUCCUAGGUCAGUGCCCCUUCUGGCCCCACCCACUCCUGUUUUUCCUCAGCCUUCAGUGCCACGGAACAGAUGCAGGGAGAAAGGGGUCGCCGGAGAGGCCAGGACAGAACUGGACAAGCCGGCAGCAGGGCACAGGUGUGCGAUGGAGGGACCGUCCUGACUCCAUACCAAACCAUCCUGAGCAUGGUCCCUGGAGGAAGACUAGCACUUGUUGCUCGCUUGGCUUUAAUUCUCCAAAGCCAAGGAAAGACUUCUUUGUUUUUGUUUUUAAGGUGGAAAGAAAGAUUAGACAGAGAGCAAGCUUGGAAGGAAAACGAAUGUUCCCCGAGGAAGGGGCAGGGAAGGCUCUGCUCUGAGGGGAGCCCCAGGUGUGUGGACGCCCUCAAGUGGGGGCGGAGAGGAGCCCGCCAGCCCCACGGGCAGGAGGGGGCAGAGAACAGAGGCGAGGUAGCUUCUUUUUAACCCCUCUGCUUUCACUCACACAUAAACAUCUGUACUUCUAGAAAUGAGCUGGGAACUCCCCACACUCAAGUCCACUACUGACAUGGAAAACGCCAGGAGAAUCUGAUUUUCCCUUAAAGAUGACAGUGGUGUCCGACCAGGUUUCAGAUGCUGACCGCCACUUGCCAUUAGCACUUGGUCUGUCACCUCCCAUGAAGUGACCCGCCCCCUGCCCAGCACUGGUUGCCCGAAAUGCCUCUUUCCCUGACCCCAGACAAUCCCAGUGACUCCACUUCUCCAACCCUUUCCCUGCUCCUUGAGGAGAGUUUUCAGAGAUGCCGACUGCAUCCCCCUGGGGUGGCCAGGUUUUGUGCAGCACAGUAGUGGAGCGUGGAUGGCCCCCUCAUUCCUCGUGGAGGGGUCCCAGCCCUGGGACCCAGGGUUGUCAGUGCGGGACUGGUCCUGCAACCGGAGCCUCCCGUUGGAAAUGUGUCUCCAUCAGUAACCCCAGGUGAACAGGAAGCUUACCACUGAGGCCAAGUCAGUCCUGGGAGCCUCCCAGGAGUUUCCUGAGUCUCUUCUGUUCUCUACCAGGUAGUAUAUUUAUUCCCAAUACACAUCUUCCAGCCCAUUUUUGUUUUAAGACAAAAUCCCCUAAAUCUUUGAACACACCGGAUGCUGUCGGAAGGUGGGCUAUGUUGCUCGUGUAUCGCGCAGUUUAAAAAACAUGGCAGCUGAAGGAGCCCCUCAGGCCUUCCCAACGAGUAGCUGAAAUUCCAGUUCAGAAUGCUCGUUACCCCUUUAAUUAUUGAUACAAAAGACAGGUUUUUUAAAUGAUAGUUGAAGGAGUAAUAUUUGCUCUGUUUCAUGCAUUGAGAAAAACACCUUGUGCUCUGCAAACCCUACAGUCUUUGUCUAAAGCCCUGGUUCCAGAUACUUCAGCAAUUUCCCCCCCUAGUUUUAUCUUCCUACUUGCUGGACUUGUUUUUGCUGCAGAAUUAUGUCGCUUUGUGGUUCUCCCUGGGAUAAAUUGUGCCAUGUACACCCCGAAGUGUCUCAUCCUCCAUCACUCCAGACUUGGUCCUGGAUUUCUGGGUGCUACACACCCACCUGCCGUGGUAGGGAGACAGCUCUGCCGGUGGACCCUGGAACACCAGAACGACUUCUCUCCCAGGUCCUGGAGGAUUUCAGGGUUUCCUUCGUCACAGGAAACCACCAGUCUUGGUCCCUGAAUAUUCUUCGGUUUAUAAGUCCAGCUGUGUUAUUUCCUCCAGGACAGCUCAUCCUAAUUUGAAGGGAAGGACUUAGGAGAAAUAAAGGGGGUGUGUGAUCUGCAGACCUUAGCGUGGGAGGCCCCACCGGACCCAGACCCCUAGGCGACCCCUCCACCCAGCGGCGUGUCAGCCUGAGUGAUGCCGGGCAACGCCACUGAGCUGCUCCGGUCCGUACGUGUUUAAUGUGCAGUAGCAUUUAAACCUGUUUAAACCUUAAUAAAGCUGAGUUUUACCAGUCCUUCACAUCCUAAGUGUUCAUGUCCUAGGACCACCGGGUGCACACCCCGGUGGAGGCAAGAGGAAAUAAAUCAGUUCAGGGGAUCUCACUGCUUCCACGCUUUGCAGCCAACAGAUCUGAAGGAAGCCACUUGUAGUUUGGGGGCGUUGGUGUUAACAGCAUGUUGAAGGUCAUGAGAACAAGGGACCAAAUCAAUCCAACGCUGUUUCCCCAGCGGGUGAAAGACAAGUUCAAGCUGCUGCUGCCUGUUCCAGCUCCCUGUUCUCUCCAUCUUUGUAGGUUGAUUAAUGCGGGCGUGAAGCGGGGAUUCGAGGCUCUAGUCAUCCUACUUUUAGUGGAGAUCUGGGGGAAAGCCACACGGCAGCUCCUGGGAAGUGUAGACACUGGUCAUUCUCUGGUAUCCGUCCUAAUUUCCCUCCGUGGGUCCCUCGUGGCCGGGGGGAGACUGACUCCUUUCUGUACGCUAACCACAGUGCCGUGCAGUGUUUAUUGCUACCCACCCUAAGUCGUUAAUACCUCUUUUCCCUUGGUCUGGCUGUUUCGGUAGCAUGGUGGGUGUGACCAGGUACGGUUUAUAAUACUUGUAAUUUCCUCUCUGGCCAGUAGGUGGUGACUCGGUGCCAGCCAUGAAAUUAAUUUUUUUAAUUAAAGAGUUUUGCAAAGCGAAUUGAGUUUGGGACUCUUCAACUUCCCCUCCAAGAUCCCAAAACUGGGGAUUUUGUGAGUCUUUGACUUUCAAAGUUAAACAUAGAGCCAAAGUUUAAGACGCUCCUUUUGACAACCUGACUUAAGAUUGGGGAUAGGUGUUUUGAUUAAAUCUGAGUUCCUCCAGGUCUUCAGCCACUGACACUGUUUGCACAGUUUUCUGAGAAUCUUCCUUGUUCUUUGGGUCUAUUAGCAGCUAUUUGUUUUGUUAACCAGCUGGAGAUAAUAUAAUAAAGUACUAUUUAAUUUCCCUUUA